Aspergillus ochraceoroseus IBT 24754 is the source of this 1464-nucleotide messenger RNA. RefSeq lists its product as uncharacterized. The transcript has 3 exons. NCBI's taxonomy places the organism in Eukaryota, Fungi, Ascomycota, Eurotiomycetes, Eurotiales, Aspergillaceae. The record is from RefSeq and is a predicted model, not a curated record. The coding region runs from base 1 to 1464 and encodes 487 amino acids.
AUGGUUUCUAGAAGUAGUGGCUGCCUGCUUUGUGUGCAACGUCGAGUGAAGGUUGGUGCUUCUCCCUCUUUGCUGCCGCCAGACCUAGUUGUGCAGGCACUUACUGCUAGUCAAUUCCAGUGUGAUGAGAGACAUCCUGGCUGCCUGAGAUGCGAAACAUAUGGGCAGACCUGUCCUGGAUAUUGGAGGGGUUUCAAAUUUGUAGCAGGGAAGCCUUAUCGCUCUCGACGCCAACCAAAAGUAUCCAACCUGCAAGCGGACAGGCAGCGCGACGCAGACUCCACGACGGAUAGCAAUUCUAGCAAUCAAGAGACUUCAGCUAUCGAGAGAGUCCAACAAUACUCACUUGGAGUUGGAAAUCUCAAUGUACUGCAAUGCCUGGACAUUCUUACUUAUGAGAUCUCCCAGCCAUUUGCCUCGUCAUCGGGGUAUGUGGUGUCUCGGUGGCUCACGUUUCUACCUGGUAUGUAUGGACAGAAUAAAACAUUAGAUGCUACCGUGAGAACGUUUGUUGCGCAUCAUAUUGGCAGCAUAACUCGUAACCAGGAAGCUGUGCGUUAUGCUAGGUGCUCUUAUCAAGAAGCUCUUCGCAAGCUCCGGCACUCUCUGAAUCAUCGCUCGGAAUGCCUUUCUUCCGAGAUAUACUGCUCAGUAUUGCUUUUAUGUCUAUACGAGCUUUUUGCAAACCCCCUCGAAGGAGAUUCAUGGAUAAAGCAUGCAAAAGGUCUUAGUCAGUUGACAGAAGCUCGUGGACCAUCCCGCUACAAGACCGAACUUGAUAACGUUUUACUCAAAAGCUCUCGUGGCCUGAUUGUUAUGUACGCGCUUUUUGGAGGAGAAAAAUGCAUCCUUACCUCAGAUGAAUGGCAUACUGUAAUGAGGCAACAGUACAACCCUGGCCUGUCAUCUGGUCUGGAUACUCUCGUGGAGCAAUUUUUUGCCUACUUUACUCGUUCCCCGGCCCUUAUACACAAGCUCUUCGAUCUUAGAGAGGCAGAUAUAACCAAUCCAGCCACCUUAAUGAAGGUGUCGGAAAUUCUGACUGAGGCGCUCGAUAUGCAGAACAAGCUUAGUGUUUGGUACGAUGAGUUUUCUUGCACCGUCCCUAUUCCCCAAGAGAUUAUCUCGUCCACCGACGAUCCUGUGUAUCCGAUUGUCUUCUCCUAUUCGGACGUUAAUAGCGCCACCAUUUUCUGUGGCUAUUAUUCUUACAUGGUACUCAUCCACGAGAUCUUAAAGACCUGUGGCUACCCUGGCGAACACGCAGCCGUGGUUGUCUUUUUUCGGGACCAAAUUUGCAAGUCUGUGGAAUACACGGCUCAAGGACUCCUGGGUCCGUAUCGAAUGGGGUUUCCGUUAAGAGUGGCCUACGAAGUUGCAGAUCCGGUCACUAGGGCGUGGAUCGACGAGUGUUUGAAAAGGUUUUCGACAUUCUAUGCGAUAUUACACCCGGGAGCUUUUUAA